CUGGGAUUCCUGUGAGAACAAGAAGUUUGUUUUGAGAAAGUUAAAGACAAGGUUCCCUGCAUGGACUAAGAGAGGAGCAAGUGGAAACACCUGGAAGCAAAGCCGGACAGCUUGCACUGUAUCCUGCUCUCAGUUAUCCACUGGAUCCCAUUCAUGUGACCCCGGCAGCCAGAUCUUGCUUCUAGGAUGCUUCCAGGCACAUCCAGCCUCUUGCUGUGUCUUUGGACCAAAGUGGUAUCUUCUACAUGGUACGAAGUAGGAUCUGGCUAUGCUGCUGCAGAAAGGCGGACCAACGAAGUAUACAUUGAGGAAACUCCCCAGGUUUCUCUCCCAGAGUACCGAGUGCCCCAGUGGUGCCACCGAUUAAAUAUUUACCAUGGGGAGGCUACCUGCUACUCUCCCCGUGGAGGAAAUUACCUCAGCAGCAUGGGGACACGCUGCGAACUCUCCUGCAACCGGGGAUACCGUUUAAUCGGGCAGAGGUCCAUUCAGUGUUUGCCAAACCGCCGUUGGUCUGGGAUCACCUAUUGCAGACAGAUCCGAUGCCAUACUUUGCCAUCACUAUACCGUGGUUCAUACCAGUGCUCAGCUGGGGUGAAGCUUGACUCCCAGUGCUCCUACACCUGCCAGCCUGGAUACUACCUGGAGGGGGAUCGUAGGCGCAUGUGCCUAGAUGAUGGGCACUGGAGUGGCAGUGACCCAAUCUGUGUAGAUAUAGAGCCUCCAAAACUCAGGUGUCCUGAGUCACGAGAACGGAUAGCAGAGCCUGACAAGCUGACUACCACGGUGUACUGGGAUCCCGCACGGGCUACAGAUACUGCUGACGGCAUCAUCAAACACGUGACACUUCACGGCCCAGAGCCAGGCUCUGAGUUUCCUGAAGGGGAACAUGUGAUCCGCUACACUGUCUAUGACCAGGCAUACAACCGAGCCACCUGCAAGUUUGCUGUGAGGGUCCAAGUGAUCCGCUGUCCUGUUCUGAAGCCACCAGAGCAUGGUUACCUCAGCUGUACCUCAGCAGGCAACAACUACGGAGCAACUUGCGAGUACCAUUGCGACGGCGGCUACGAACGGCAGGGUGCCCACCUGCGGGUCUGUCAGUCCACUCGCCAGUGGUCAGGCUCUCAGCCUAGGUGCACACCCAUGCAGAUCAAUGUGGAUGUGAACUCCGUAGCCAGCCUCAUGGACCAGUUCUAUGACAAGCGCCGGCUGCUCAUCGUUUCUGCCCCCGACCCCUCCGAUCGGUACUACAAGAUGCAGAAUUCCAUGUUGCAGCAAGCCACCUGUGGGCUGGAUUUGCGUCACAUCACCAUCAUUGAGCUAGUGGGGCUGCCACCCCAUGAGGUGGGGCGGAUCCACGAACACCGGCUGUCAGACAACAUCAUUGAAGGCCUCAGGCAGUUCUUGCACAUCACCCGUUCGCGCUUCAACAUGGUGUUUGUUGGCAAAGAUGGUGUGGACCGGGACCGCUAUAUCCAGCCUGUUACUCCUGAAGAGCUCUUUUCCUUUGUCGAUACCUACCUGCUGAGCAGCCAGGAACAGCUGCAGAGGGAGCAGAACAGGGACAUGUGCGAGUGAAGGUAGCCGUGCCACCUGCAAGGGCCUCCGUCUCCCUCAAAUGUUAAAGAGACACCUGGGCCUUCCCCUUUCAGCAUGGGGACUUGACUGCGGAGGAAAGAAGAAGAAUGGCCAGUUUGGAACCUUCAGGCAGAGCUCGGGUUGCUGCUCCAGUGUUCUGUUACCACAACAGACAGCUAUAGAAUUAGGGCUGCAUUCACACGAUCAAAGGCAAAAUCAUUAAUGCGCCUUGUAGAGAUUGUACAAGAGCGUACACCUGAUUUCUGUACUGUUCACCCCCUCCAUGCAGUGAUGUUGUCAAGGUCAGGCUUUGGGAAGCUCAGAACCCUGCUUGCUGGGCUCAAGAGAAGGAGAAGAGCAGGCUGCAGCUUUGCACAUGAAGUGUACAUUCCCAUGUGAAGGAUGCCCCCCCAUAAGACCAGAUUACUGCACCACUGACCCCUUGUGCAGGGUGUGCAUUCCCCCAGGGGAUCCAGUCCCUAGAGAAUAUCCAAAAACUCUCCUCUGUUUUCUCACUCUCAUGUUGUCCUUGGCCAGUACAGGAAGCUCCAUUCUGGUUCCGUUCGUGUAAACUGGUUUUUUUAUGAGUAGAGACGCCUACAGAGUAUGUGCUUUUGCUCUCUGCUCUGUUUUAACAUCUUUGCUCACUGAAAACAGUUACCCAACACUGAGAACUAAAACAGAACGGUUUAUACAAAUGUGAUGACCUAGGUCUUUUUCUUAACUCCAUUGUACAAAAUGGUACAGCCACAAUGCUAACUGCUAAAGUUCUAGGUUCUAACACAAAGCACCAGGAGGAAAGCCAGAAUCUUGAAGACAGAAGGCUCGAACUUCUUACCAAUAAAGCAA
Eublepharis macularius is the source of this 2427-nucleotide messenger RNA. RefSeq names its product sushi repeat containing protein X-linked 2 (gene SRPX2). The record is from RefSeq and is a predicted model, not a curated record. Bases 187 to 1578 code for a protein of 463 amino acids. The transcript is spliced from 11 exons. NCBI's taxonomy places the organism in Eukaryota, Metazoa, Chordata, Lepidosauria, Squamata, Eublepharidae.